AAUUUUUCAAAAUGGCGGAUGCAUCAAGAUUCAUGGCAAUGAAACUUAUCGUAAUUUUUCCUCAUUUCUGCUGAGUUCGUAGAUGAACUUUAUUUUUCUAAGAUUUUAUCCAUGUCUCCUACAAAUUUAACACUCACGAUGGACUGAAGUGUGGCUCUUGCUGGACACAAUAUGAAGCACAACACGGUCGGACAUCAUGCCCUCUCAUUCCUCUCUUCAUUUCGUCCUGUGAAAACCAUCCCGGCAAGAUGUCUUCACGGCCGGACAUUUUCUAAAAGGAGAUCACUUUAUGAUGUCCUGGAUGUGCCGCACUCCGCCACACAGGCUGAAAUUAAAGCCGCGUAUUAUGAACUGUCGCUGAAAUAUCAUCCAGACGUGAACAAGAGCAAAGAAGCCCAGCAUACGUUCACAGGUUUGUUAGCAUACAAAAUUUGUUUAUAGUCGAUAGGUAAGGAGGUAAGGGGGCAGACAAGCUAAUGAGACCCACGUGGUAGAAGCUCUCUGUGGCAUGAGGCUCCUUGUAGUCUUUUGGACCAUUACAGUUAAUAUCUGCACCCCUCCCUCUCUCGGUGGUGAACAAACCCGUACGAAACUUGCAGCGCUGUACAGCGCCACAAAAUCGCUUCAAAAUAGCGGUACAGCUAAAUUAAAGCUGUUUAGCAGCAUUUUAGAAGCCAAACAGCAGCUUAAUUCAAGUUGCAGCGGGAUGCAAAAGUGCUGUGCAGCCUCUGAAGCUCUCGGAAGCAGUUUUGCAGCACAGUUGCCAACUUUCAAAAGCUGCAAAGUAGCUGCCAUGAGCUGCAGUAACGCUACAAUUCAGCUGUGCUUGAUCUGAUAGCACAACGUUCUUGAGAUAACAUGAAUCACCAGAAAAGCCUUGCCACAGAUUACGGCUUUUAUAACGAGAAAACUUUGACUGUACCUCUAAGAAAUGUGAGUAAGCUUGUGCGUAGGGAAGAUCACUUAUUGAAUAAACCUCCAAAUUCUAUGCUUUUGGAAUCAAAGAUUUCAAUAAAUUUCAUUCCAUGACUGGCGAGUGUGGGAAUGUUAUCGCUAAUUCCCUGGAGACACUCUAGGCUGUAAUCUAAUUGGUCGGCACUUUUAGAUAAGAUCCCAUUUCAUCUCUAGACACAUUUGUGACCGUUGAAUGAAAGGCGCAAACAUUCAUACAAAUUUGUAAGUUUUUUGCAUCUAGUUCUGUUUCGAGAUGGAAGUUCUGUUGAUGAUUUUGGAUGGAACAGCUCAAAGGUAUUUGUAAACAACAGCACUGUACAGUGAAUUUUACGCGAAGUACCGACGAAUUGAACCAGAGCGAGCAACACAGAUACAAGAAUCUUAGCUGGGGUGCGCAUCCACUUACAAGAUUCAAACGUUCACGAUAAUGUAUGUCCUCAGUCCAUUGUAAAAUUUAACGACGACCAAAGUAAGAUUGGCUUGAUUUCUUUCACGAAAAAAGUGUUGCAGAUCGUGGAUCAUGUACAAAAUGUCAAGGUGAGCGAUGUCAGGCUUAACGUGUUGCAAAGAGUCAAAAUAUCAUUUGGCUGCUGUCCGGUGUAAACUUUAUGUAGAAAAAUCGCUAUUAUUCUCUUUAUUUUUUAAAAAAGAUAACCUUCAAUGUCUGCAUGUUAAUGCCAGUUCUUACGUUUAGAUGAGUGACCGUAAUUGCUGAAUAUUAUUUUACAAAGUGAGACUGUUGCAGAUUUGUUAUAUGUCACCUGGUUUUGUAACGUGUACGCGUGGAUACUAAUAAAGUAUCAGUUGCAUUUUGACUUUCUAGUGGUUUUUACUCCUCCUAAGGCCUUGUCAACUCCUCUACCAUGUCUCAUGAUUAUUGUAUUAUUGAAGUCUGAAUUUCUUUUUCUUUUUUGUACUAACGAGUGGUAGGCCAUUACUGAUAACAACAUUCUUUGUCUUUUUGAAGCCACUUUGUAGCCACUUUGCAGCGCAGAUCGUGAUUCGGGAAUUUUCUGCACUGCUGCAACAGCGCUGUUUAUCGCUGUCAAAGGGCUUUCCACUGCAGCGCGAAACAGCCAAAAUUUGCUACUGCUGCAGCCAGCACUUUUACAGCUCUUUUGUAUUGCUUCUUGAAGUCAUUCUGCAGCGCUGCUCGUUUCGUACGGGAAACACUGACCCCAGUCCAUGGACUACCCAUAUCGAUUAUCCUAAAAUCGACCAUCCCACUGAAGUCUAGUGAUUUAAGGUCAGGAAACGGAGUGAAUUAGGUUCCAUUUGGGAAACUGACCUGAAGCUUGAUUCAAUCAGUUUCCUAACCCAAAUCACUAAUCUUCAGUGGUGUAGUCCAUUUUAGAUUAGUCCAUAUGGGUAGUCCGUGGGGUAGUUCAUGGACUGGGGGUCAGUGUUUGCCCACCACCCUCUCUCCCAGUGAUGUAUAGAGAAAUCCUAGGGUAGAGCAGGAUGGUUAACAAGUCGUUCCUGAAGAGGUAGCUAUUUCAACAAGUUUGGUCAAAAGAAACAUCCCCCUUUCUCUGAAUGAGAGACUGUUCUGUUGUGGCUUUGACCCUUUUUUUCCUAUAAGGGGAAAAACUCUAAGAGGGUUUAAUUUACAGGUGUGCAGUUGUCAGACCUGGGUUCUUCUUGACAUUCCUGCACUUUUAGUUAGAAAGCAUUGUUAACUCUUUCAGCCCCAAUAACCUCAUACAAAUUUCCUUCACUUUUCUCCAUACAUUUUUUUAAUGGACUCAUUUAGGGAAUUUGUUUACAGAUAAAAGCAGUUGGUGAUCAUGGAAUUUUGAUGUAUUGAUGUUGUUAAGAGAAAAUUUAUGUUGGCCACUCUUAAGACUUGAAAUGUUAAAGAAAUUAUUUAUUAUAAUUUUAUAUUUUAUGGUGCACCUUUUCUAAUAAAUAAUCAUAAGGACACAUGUCUUAAUUGGUAAGCUCUAUUUGAGGUUAAAAUUGCAGGACAAGGAAAACUUAACUGCUGAUUGUUUCAUGCAUUUUGUUUGGGCAUCAUUAAAGGCAUGAUAUUUGGGUGGUUCUACAUAACAUUAGUUUCUGAUGAGCUUUUUUUGUUUAUAUAAUAUAAUAUAUUUUAUAUAUUUUUCAGAACUGACCAAGGCAUACAGUGUGCUUAGUAAUUUGAAUUCAAGGAGGGAGUAUGACAAAGAAAUUGGUGCUUACUUCACUAUGAGGAGUGUAAAGAAGAAAGAAGCUGGCGAGAAGAUGCUACGACUGACAGAUGAAAUGUUAGAGAUUGAUAUGAAUGGGACAAGAGAGGUAACAGUAUUUUGCUAAGUUGUUUUUGGUGUUAAAUGUACGUAUAGUAUCAAACAUUUCUUUCAGUUAUUUUAAUUGAAAACCUCAUUAAAUUAGGAAAGAUACUGAAAUGUAUAUAUUUUGGUUCAAAUUUUAUCCCUGGUUUAAAUUUUAUUACCCUUUUUUGGGGGGGGGGGGGAGGGGGGUAUGGGCAUUAAUGUAUGAUAAUGAGUAUAAAACAAAAAGAAGUAAAAUUUAAACCAAGGAUAAAAUUGAACCACAACAAAUGUAUGCUGUACAUUGUAAAACUCAGAAAGCAGUGGAAAGAUGGGAAAUCUUACUCACUCAGGAUUUUCUGCCUUGGUCCCACAAGAAAAAAAGUUAUCUUUUUGGCGUAAAUCUUUUAUUUGCCAUUGGCACAUAUCACAGAAUACACCGUGUUUGCCCCCCGAACUUUUGCAUAACCUCGGUUUUUUAUUCCUCCUGGGUAUUUGAGUGGUCCGAAGGGAAAUUGAAGACAAUACUUAUGCAAAAUUUUGGGGGGAAAAUAAGGUGUAUUAUGGGAGGUAUGCACAUGGUGAAUUGACAAUGCUGGUUUGAUCAAGAUGGCUGGAUGAUGGCCUUGUUCUUUUUUGUGUUCUUACUGGCGUUGACUUUUAUUCGGUCCAUAAAAAUGCAAAUAAAAAGAACUUUCGCCAAUAUCCAGCCAUCCUGACCUCAUGAUUGGUCAGUAAGGCCCAGUUCAAACAUUGAAAUUUUUACGUCCUGAACUUAAUACCUAUAAUUAUUCAGGUCAAGCAUUCAUGUUCGACAGUUGAUUCAGAUGUCCUACGAUGUACAAUGGUGUACAUGUACAUUGCUUACCAUGGAAAAUAUAUUGUAGUGAUAAUGCAUUAGGUUUGGCACAUAACAAGUUUGACGUUUGAAACCUAGUCGCUCCACAAUCAAAAUUCUCAUGUGUACCACUCUUUAUGCGUUGAAUUAUAUAGGUUGGACUUCAAACAUUGAUCUCCUCAUGUAUUUAUUUGAAGGGAUCAGGUUCAGUACAUGAAAAGUUCAACCUUUGAACUGGGCCUAAAGUUACGCAUAUAUGAUAAUAUGUAAAAGAAAAUCUCUUUAACAAGAGUAUUCAACGGGUUGUUUUUGUUUUCUCUUUUUCACACCAGAGUGGAAUAUUUCUCAGCACCAUUGCAACUCUUAGCACUGUAAUGGGUGUCCCAGUAAGACUGACCAAUGUAUCUGUUCCUAAUGGUGGUCUCCAGUCACAUGACAUGAGAGUGCUUCAGCUUCUGCGCAUGAUCUGCAAUGGAACACUGGCUGCAAACACAGGACUGUCCACUGUGACAUACAUCCCUGGAGAGUUGCUGAGUGGGCACUUCUCAGCUGAAGCUGGGAGAUUAGGGUAUGUUGCAAUAUCCACAUACAAAUUCUUGUGUCUGAUUCCAUACAUUUCCUUUAAUGAUCACUGAAUUUUUCGUUUUGACUCUCAUAACCUUCUUGCUUGAUUAUGUAUUGGUAUGGUUAGGAGAAAAUCGAUGUUGGUCAUUAUACAUGUAAAAAGAAAGUAGCAGGUACAAUGACAUGUUUAAAAUCGGGUGCUACAGACACGGAGGGAAAGGGGUACAGUGUCUGAAAAACAGAUUACUCUGUACCUGUAUCAAAGUGCAAAGAAAAUGAAUUUUGCAGGUCAUUCUUUCUCGGCAAGGAUGUGCCAAACAUUUUUACUGAUUAAUUGAACUGACAAUGAUUACAUUGUAUUACCAAUUACAUCCCUCAAAACUAAAAAUUUAAAAAUGUGGUCCUGACUAGCUCAGAUAUAAAAUCUGCCAGCCUGAGGCUACAGUGCAUAUGUGCGUAUGUAUUCCACUAACCUCAUUUUGUAGCGAGGCCUUACAUGUCUCUUCACUUUUUUACACCGCCAGUGUAAGAUGAAAUUGAAAUGGACAGACGGCCAAAACGUCGCAAUCUGUUAAAAACAUUUUAAUCAGAGACAUUUCUUGCAAUGGCCUUUCUUCUGUCGAGUCCUACUUGUUUUAAUGAAAAAUGCACAUUCAGCAAUUCCAUUUGCGUGAUCGUCGUCGCCUCGCGUGACAUCCAAGUUUAUGGCGACCACUGACCGUGUCGAUAAUUUGUUUGUUGUUUGUCUUUCUGUGACAAAGAGGGGGAUCUUUUAAUGUUUGGUUACCAGCGUUAAUAUACAUAACGCUUCACAUGGGCCCAUCAUAGUCAAGUCUUACUGGUCGGCGGACUUCAACGUAUUUUCCGCAGAGUUUGCGUGAGGAUAAUCACGAUCCAGGUCACGAACAUUUCUGUAUACAGAUACAAACAAUCAACAACGAUGGCGUCUGAUUCAGAAAAGAAAGCUAGCGUGAGAGAGGACCAGUUGGUCUUUAUGCGAGAUGUUGUAGCAGGCAGCGUGUUUUUGUUGCUGGUAGCUCUUUUAGCAGUCUACGGUCCUAUACCAAGACCUCAUUUGCCAAGUUUGGAAGACAAACUAGUUUUCACGCUUCAGUGGCAAGCUGUUUCUGCUUUUGCUCUUAUUGCAGGUAAGGAUGUUUAACUUUUUAAAUUGGUAACUUAGCUAUUGCAGAGAUCUGAUAACUGCAUUUUAAAUUCAUUUGUGAGUGUACGUUUCUUGCUUUUUUUAUGUGUGUGUGUGUGUUUUGUUUUGUUAAUUAAUUUCAUGACUGAAGGAACGUGAGUGCGUGCAUGUACAGGUAGAAGUGUAUACCUGUAUAAUAAGCGUCCUCAACAUCGUUUCUUCGUGUCCUUACUGCUGGAAAAUUUGCAAUGUCCUUAGUCCUUAUCACCAUUUCCCCUUUGUUCAUCGUAUAAUUAUGUUUCGAACCUAUUUUGUUCGGGUGAAACUCAGUUGUCGCCCAGACUCAGAGAUUGCGUGACACAUGGUAUGUUUUAUCCUACUGAUGAACAGUUGGGACACGUAGAUAUAUUUUUUAGCAACUACUAUAAUUUGCAGUCUGUCUACUUUGAAUUAUCAUACGUGCAUGUAGCUGUAGUCAUAACCAACAACUCCAUGAAUUUGUGUUUGCGAUAUUAAUUUCUUGUUGAAGAGUUCAAUUUCGAAGUCAUUUCCAAAAAUAUCUUCUUUAAUGGUCUUUAUGAUGGUGUGCUGUAGCUCAUUUGCAAUGCAUUGGACAAGUUGAAAACUUGUUCAAUUCAGUGCAUAUGUAACAUCGUUGUUUAUUUGAAUCUGACUACAGGUCUGGUGUGGGUAGAAGCAACCCGAGCACUUACAACGGCAAUUAAUCCUCUGGACAAAGACGCAGAGAAACAGAAUCUCAGUGGGGUAGCUCCUCGUUACGCAUCCAACACACUUGAGCAGUACCUACUGAGUUCUGGAGCAUCAGUCAUUCUGUCAACUCAUCUGUCAUCUGAAAACAUGCAUGUUAUUCCAGUGCUGGUGAUUCUCUUCAUGUUUGGUCGCAUCACGUUCGCUCUUGGGUACAAGUACUAUCAUGCUCAUCGGGCAUUUGGGCAUAUGAUCACAACCUUCCCGACUGUUUGUGUUUACGUGUAUUGUGUCUACCGCCUGGUCAUGAACAACGUUGGUUACAAUAGAAGCAGGCAGGUUUGAUUUCAUCCAAAGUGUCAAGUGUAGCAGUUCAAAGUUUAUACUAUCCCACCUAGUUUGCUGAGAGUCUCCUUGGUAUCAAGAUGGAUUGUAAUUCUUUGUAAAAUUUAGAGAAGAAGAUAAAGUCACAUAAACAUGCAAAGAAGAAAGCUGAACUGUUAAAAUGACAACUUGGCAUUUCAUUUUUAAGAUGAAGGCUAAAAAAACACCUGUUUCACAGAGACUCGUAACUGUAGUGAAUUAAAAUCAUUACAUGCAUGAACGAUCUAAGAGCAAUGUAUAUGUAUAAUUAUUCAUCAUUGACCAAGCAUUAAGUUGGCUGCCCUAUUGGCCAAAUUGUUUUGUUAUUUUCAUUUCCGCAGUUCAUAUAUGAUUACUUCACAUAUCAUUAACACUCAUUUCUUUCACGGGAGCAUACGAACCAACAAUUGACCUGCUACCAACGUCAGUGGCUUCGUAGCUCAGUUGGCAGAGCCUCGCACCGGUAUCGCGAGGUCACGGGUUCAAACCCCGUUGAAGUCCUGAAUUUUUUUCAGGCUUCCUUACGCAUUUGCAUAAAUUGCGUUCACUGCGACGAUCAUUUCUUCACUUUCAUUUGUUUUGUUAUUGUUGUUGAAGUUGCUGUUUUUAUUGCGUUUUUUAUGGCCAGAACAAGCUAUUGUCAAUAAAGGAUCAAUUAUCUGCUCUUAAAUUGUUUUUUCUGAAAGGGACAAAGCAGGCAAGGUAGACUUAUACCCAUGGUAUACUACGCGACUUGAAGUUCUGAUCUGUCUAUCCAACAUGAUGCCCAUCAAAUUGGUACAAUUUAUCUUGCCGUACUGUCUGUCUAAACCUUCGGAUAAACCGGCAACAAAAACGUGCAACUUGUUUGCAGCAUUGCUGUACCACAUUCACCAGUGUGUUUUAUGUUUCAGUAAUAAUGCUCAUCAGAUCCUACUCAGGACAUCUUCCCUCCUCCCUCCCCAUCCCACAAAAUGUACCAUGAUUAAGGAGAAGUCAGAUCAGCUGGGGUCAACUCAGAAAAGUAGUGUGUUUGUUGUUUCUCUUUCUGUGACAAAAGUGUUUACCAGCGUUGAUAUACAUAACGCUUCACAUGGGCCCGUCAUAGUCAAGCCUUACUGGUCGGCGGACUUCAACGCAUUUUUCAUAAAGUUUACGUGAGGAUAAUCACGAUCCAGAUCACGAACAUUUCUGUGUGCAGAUAAAAACAAUCAACAACGAUGGCGUCUGAUUCAGAAAAGAAAGCUAGCGUGAGAGAAGACCAGUUACUCGCUAUGCGAGGUAUUGUAGCAGGCAGCGUGUUUUUGUUGCUGGUGGCUCUUGUAGCAGUCUACGGUCCCAUACCAAGACCUCAUCUGCCAAGUUUGGAAGACAAACUAGUUUUCACGCUUCAGUGGCAAGCUGUUUCUGCCUUUGCUCUUAUUGCAGGUAAGGAUGUUAGACUUUUUAAAUUGGUAACUUAGCUAUUGCAGAGAUCUGAUGACUACGUUUUCAAUUCAUUUGUAUGUUUACGUUUCUUGCUUUUUUUGUUGUUGUUUGUUUUUGUGUUGUGUUGUGUUUUGUUUUGUUUUAUUAACUAACGUGAGUGCGUGCAUGUACAGGUACAAGUGUAAACCUGUAUAAUAAGCGUCCUCAGCAUCGUUUCUUCGUGUCGAUACUGCUGGACAAUUUGCAAUGUCCUUAGUCCUUAUUACCAUUUCCCCUUUGUUCAUCGUAUAAUUAUGCUGGAAGCUAUUUUGUUCAGGUGAAACUCAGUUGUGGCCCAGACUCAGAGAUUGCGUGACACAUGGCAUGUUUUUUCAAACACGCAUGUAGCUGUAGUCAUAACCAACAACUCGAUGAAUUUGUGUUUUCGAUAUUAAUUUCUUGUUGAAGAGUUCAAUUUGAAGUCAUUUCGAAAAAAUAUGUUCUUUAAUGGUCUUUAUGAUGUUGUGCUGUAGUUCAUUUGCAAUGCAUUGGACAAGUUGAAAGCUUGUUCUAUUCAGUGCAUAUGUAACAUCGUGCAUUAUUUGAAUUUAACUACAGGUCUGGUGUGGGUAGAAGCAACCCGAGCUCUUACAACAGCAAUUAAUCCUCUGGACAAAGACGCAGAGAAACAGAAUCUCAGUGGGGUAGCUCCUCGUUACGCAUCCAACACACUAGAGCAGUAUCUACUGAGUUCUGGAGCAUCACUCAUUCUGUCAACUCAUCUGUCAUCUGAAAACAUGCAAGUUAUUCCAGUGCUGGUGAUUCUCUUCAUGUUUGGUCGCAUCACGUUCGCUCUUGGGUACAAGUACUAUCAUGCUCAUCGGGCAUUUGGACAUAUGAUCACAGCCUUCCCGACUGUUUGUGUUUACGUGUAUUGUGUCUACCGCCUGGUGAUGAACAACUUUGGUUACAAUAGAAGCAGGCAGGUUUGAUUUCAUCCAAAGUGUCCAUUUGAAUGUUCAAGUGUAGCAGUUCAAAGUUUAUACUAUCCCACUCAGUCUGCAGUGCAGAGAGUCUCUUUGGUAUCCGGAUGGAUUGUAAUUCACUGUAAAAUGUGGAGAAGAAAAUAAAGUCACAUAAACAUGCAAAGAAGAAAGCUGAACUGUUAAAAUUACAACUUGGCAUUUCAUUUUUAAGAUGAAAGCUGAAAAACACCUGUUUCACAGAGACUCAUAACUGUAAUGAAUUAAAAUCAUUACAUGCAUGAACGAUCUAAGAGCGAUGUAUAUGUAUAAUUAUUCAUCAUUGACCAAGCAUUAAGUUGGCUGCCCUAUUGGCCAAAUUGUUUUGUUAUUGUUGUUGACGUUGCUGUUUUCAUUGCGUUUUUCAUGGCCAGAACAAGCUAUUGUCAAUAAAGGAACAUUUAUCUACCCUGAGAUUGUUUUUCUUACAGGUACAAAGCAGGCAAGAUAGUCUUAUACCCAUGGUAUACUACGCGACUUGAAGAUCUGAUCUGUCUAUCCAACAUGAUGUCCAUCAAAUUGCUACAAUUUAUCUUGCUAAACUGCCUGUCUAAACCUUCGGUUAAACUGGCAACCAAAACGUGCAUCUUGCUUGCGGCAUUGCUGCAAAACGACAUGAAAAGCGACAAUGCGCGUAAUACCACGCCCACCAGUAUGUCGUAUGUUUCAGUAAUAAUGCUCAGGACAUCUUCCCCCCUCCGUUCCCAUCUCACAUAAUGUACCACGAUUAAGGAGAAGUCAGAUCAGCUGGGUCAGUUCAGAAAAAUAAUAUGUACAUUCAAAUACAAAGUGUAGCUUUGGUUUUGGAAUUUGAAGACAGUGAGCGUGGUUGUAAAAAAUUUCACUUGUAAAAGUUUUACCAAACUGACCUUAAGUUGUCGUGGAGGAAUAUAUUUUUUAUCAUAACUAUUCUUCCUUUGCCGUAGGCUGUUGUUAUGCUCGUUGCCGGAUAUUUUGUGAUCAAUUGAACCUUUGAUUGGAGUUGUUUUUUGUGUGUGUGCUACUUACAGACUUGACAAUUAGUAAGCUAAGGUAAAAAAAAAAAAAUCAUAGUAAUUAGCUUCAUGGAAAGGAAGGAACGAAUAUUAAAAUGAAUUUACAGAAGAUAUGUGACCUAUAGAUUUUUAUGAAAAUAAGCAACAAUCGGGGUCAAAAUUGUUGAGACAUUGUACUCAAAUAGGGUAACUACAAUGAACAAAAGAAUCCACACCUCUCCCCCCUUCCCUUCAUUCAAAGUUGGAGUCUGUUGUUGUUUUCUAUAACACCCUAAGUCAGUGUAAUAAUAAUAUUAUUAUUGGACUACAGGAGUAUUCUUUUAUUAUUAUUAUUUUAUGUGCAGUCAGUUAAGUCGUCUGGUAGCUGCAGUUCUUCCAUGUUUUGCAUUUGUCCCAGUUCCUGAAUUCUCCCACUAUAACAGACUUUACUUGAAAGGUUCAACUCAUCGUUACAAGGAAAUGCAUUCAGAUUACAUCCAGACUGUAAGUUGCCACUAUUUCUCGUUCAUUUGACUUUUCAGAAAGCUGACUAGCUUGGGAAAUAACAGUUCCGCUAAUAUAGUCCCUUUAUUUACCUGAAAUUUGAAAAAUGGCACUCACUGUACUUGAAUGAAUAAAGAGAAAGAGUUUUCGUUUAUAUCAUAAUUAGCCUGCGAACAAGCUCUCCGGGACGAUCUGGUGGCGGGCGGAAAAAGAAGGGAGAGCUUGCAACUAUGUCUCUGGAAUUUGAAUAUCUACAUCGAAAAAGUCGAUGCGAAAUGCUCGUUGGCGGAAGUGACAAUAUUAAUAAUGACGGCAUUACCCCUGGCACGUGCUUUUCAAUGUUUGUUUACAUUCGCGCUCGUUUCCGCUUUGCACUGAGUGGCAGAAAUAUGACAGCUCAGUCGACAGGGAGCCACAGGGGUUGGAGAUGGAAUUCAAAUUCCAGAGACGCAGUUGCAAGCUCUCUUUCCUUUUCCCGCCCCGCUGCCAGAGCGCUUCGCAGAGCUUGUAGCAGGCUAUAUCAUAAUUAAUGUCCAAACGCAUAGAUUUAAACCCCGUGCACACUAAUGCGUUUUCGUUUUCAAACGCGUGCAUUUCAAUGCGUCUAGGCCUUCCGCUUACACUCAUACGCUUAGCGUUUGCGUUUUCAUCGAAAACGCUCUUGAAAGUGGUUCAAACGAAAAUGCAUACAUAUCGUAUUAGUGUGGACUGUCGAAAACCCAACAAAAUCAAAACGAUGACCGAAAAUAUCGCAGGAAGCGUGUGUUUGUAGCAUGCGCAUUGACUUCAACUUUUGUCACAACUGGCAAUUCUAUGGUUUUCGAACGUUUUAGACCCUGUGCACUCCAAUGCGUUCUUCAAAAAAUAUGCGUUUUCAUUGCAUCGAAAACGCAUCGAUCGAUUCGCGUCUACACUACCGUUUUGAUGCGUUUUCUACUGUCUUUAGAAUUGCACGUUGAACUCUGUGGGCAUGCUACAAACUAGCCUGCGUAGCAAGCGUUUCCUCGCGAGGUUCGUCUAGAAAGCUAGGACAAGAGCAAAAAAAGAAUGAAUGACGGGGGAAGGGGGAGGGGAACGAAGGAACCGCUUGCCCGCAAACCCCACGAUUUUGAAAAACUGCGUUCGCCCACGAACGCAGCUUCUGAUUGGCGCGGUGCGGGUAGUGGUAGUGUUGAUUACUUAGCAUUCGAAACAUCAAUCAAACCAGGUAUGCUUUGUUUUCGUGCGUCACAGAUCUGGUCUCAUCUGAUUUGUGGUCGCAGAUUACAAAUGCUUUGGACUGAUAUUUAUUGGAAUCGUGUUUGUGCGAAGGUUUAUGAGAUCAGAGUCUUCAAAGUAUAAUUGGAGAUCGAGCAGUGGAGACUAGGGAAGGCCAAUUUAUUGAGAAUGACGGCGUGCGGAUCUGACUGGAAAAAAUGGACUGUUUGUUGGAGAUAACAUCAACAUCAGAACAUCGGUACUCGACACUAGCUAAAGCCGCGACAAGCGAUUUGUCAGCUUUUUGAAAUGAAAAGAUUCUUUUUGUUAAUUGGAAUUUUAGCGGCAUCUAUUGUAGAGAACGUUUCGACACAGGCUGAAGAGCAGCCGCUCUGCAAAACUUAUACCCGGCGGAGUGAAUUGUUCCGGACAAAUCAUUUUUGUCGUGUCGACAAGGUUUCAGACGAAAUAAAGCCACACAAUAAAAAACAAGAAAUUCCGCAGCAAUCACUCAUAGUUUUAACUUUCUUUUAUCGCAAAUCUUUUUUAUUACAGUUCUUGCAAUCGCCUGCCACGUGUUCGAUUAGAGAACAAAGUAAUUUUACAAAUCUGGUAAUCCAGGGGUAAUCUGUUCGUUAUGUUUAUAUUUUGACGAGCUGUCAAUUUACAAAUGAACCGAACCGUGCGUUUUCCAGAAUCGUGGGGUUUGCGGGCAAGCGUUUCCUCUUCUCCUCUCCCCCUCCCCCUUCAACCUUUUUUUUGCUUCCGCUCUUAACUUUCGCGCAAUAACUCGAUUGGAAACGCUUGCUACGCAGGCUAGCUGCAAACGCACGCUCCCUCGAUAUUUUCGGUCAUCGUUUUCAUUUUGAUGCGCUUUCGACCGUUCACAUUAAAACGAUAUACGUGCGUUUUCGUUUUGAUCCACUUUCAAGAGCGUUUUCAAAUCGAUGCUUUUCGUGAAAACGCUUAGGAAAUCAGUGUGGACGGAAGGCCAAAACGCAUCAGUGUGGACGAGGCCUUAGUGCGGACAAUCGAAAACGUAUUAAAACUAGAGUGCGGACAAGAAUCGAUGGAAGCGUUUUUGGAGGCAUCGAAAAAGCAUACUUUUGAAAACGCAUUAGUGUGGACAGGGCGUUGAUUACAGCAAUGGCUAGCGUAAUUUGGACAUAAAUUUUGUUUGCUUUAGGAAGCAGCGUUUUAAAACAAGCCAAAAUGGAAAUACGGGAGUAUGUGUAUUGGAUUACAGAAUGGCACCCUGAUUUAGCCAUAAUGAGAGGGUUUUAGAGCACUGUUUCAGGACUUUACUGUAGUUUUUUUACCCAUUCCUCUCACUACCCGGGCAGAGAUCUUGUCUUUGAAAGUCUUUAAUUAAUAUUUCAUCAACUUUUAGUUUCAUGCGAUAUUAGGCUGUUAGCGAUUCUCUGUAGACGUUGCUACCUUACGCACUAAUCCUUGGCACUUAUAAUAACCUUGAUCAUUUUAAAAGUGGUGUAAUAUUGCGGCUUAAUUGUUGUUCAUCAGAUUUGUUAUUUUUACUUCAGGUUAUACAGCCGUUUAUCAGAAAAUUUGGAUUUGACUUUGGUUAUGAUAUUCGUAAAAGGUACUAAUAAAUAUGGUGAAAUGGUUGUGAUGUGGCUAUUGCAACUUAAUGUUGGACUUUUACUUCAUGUUCUUCGCUCUUCUAGCCUGGGACCAGGCUCCGCACUGGGGGGAAAAGGAAAAACGGGGUCAAAUAGGAAAAAUAUCGGCGAGCGAAGCGAGCCCAGCGGUAGUCUGGGGAGGGAAAAGUGGCCAGACAUCUCUUGGCUCGCUUCCGACUCGCCGAUAUUUGUUUUCCUUUUUCCCCCAAUGCGAAGCAUGGUCCCAGGCUAUUGCUCUUCUUAGUAUACAGGUGCCAAUUGGUGCACUUUCUUUCUUUCUCACUUUCUUCCUUUUCCCCUUUCGUUUUCUUUAAAAAAAUUCAAAUGGGGAUUUUUUCGCAACGAGGACGACUGCACAACUCUACGACUUUAAAUGUCCUAAAUAACAAACUUGAAACUCAGCAAAGACUUUUAAGUCUUAAAAACUUCUAACACGUUUUCCUUUUCAAGCGCUUCUCCUUUUUGUACAUCUUCAAAUGCGCUUGUUUCAAUAAUACCAGGGAUUUUCACUUCUAUUUCCUUCUUUUUCAAGUUUGUGAAUAUCUCAUACUUGAUAGGCGACAACCAUUUCCGGCAGUCUUCGGAAAUCUUUGGUAGUCUUUAGAAAUCGUCUGAAAUGAUCGGGAUUUGUUGGAAAAUGGCCGAAAACGGCUUGAUAUUCGAAACAAAAUUCAUAUAUUGGCCUCAGAUGCCGAAGAUGUCUACACGCGUUAGCUGUUUCGAAAACCUUUGUUUUGAAAGAUCUUCAUUUUCAAAAAACUUAACUUGAUAGAGUGUUUUUGAAAAACCUCCGUUCACUCAAAGCCGGUUUUCAACUUUUUAGUUUGGACGGAACAUUGUUCUGUGGGAAGUAUUGGUUGGCAAAGUUUGGGAAGUGCGACCAACAUGAAUUUGUAACAAUCUUACGCUUGCUUGAACAUAUUCUGCCCCUUGUACUUUAUCAGUGUGCUGAAUUUUAAUAUGCCGAAAGUAUUUUUUUGUAAUUUUCGCGUUUUAUUUCAGGAGUUAUUCUCCUUUCUGGGAUGGUAAAGUAUGCCUAGAAAGUCUUCCAGUAUACAGUCUGUCGCCUAUCAAUAUGAUUGAGAGUGGUACUGUAAAGAAGAUAACUGGAUGGACAUUUGUCAGUGGAGAUAAGCCCAUAAGGGUAUGUUUGUGUUGUAUUGUUUUUUGUUAUAUCAGUAUACAUACUAAGAUAUACUCACUGAAAAGC
Messenger RNA from Porites lobata, 14759 nucleotides. NCBI's taxonomy places the organism in Eukaryota, Metazoa, Cnidaria, Anthozoa, Scleractinia, Poritidae. The record is from the annotation of a GenBank genome assembly.